CUUCCAUACAGCGGAGGAGACGGAUGCUCGGAAAGCGCUCGGAGUCUCCGUCUGUCCCGGCAGAACCAGUCCCGGACGUGUGUGUGUGUCUGUCUGUGUGUGUGUCUCUCUGUGUGUGUGUGUGUCUGUGUGUGUGUGUGUGUGUGUGAUGACGCCGUAGUGCACGAGCGUCAGGAUGGACAUCCUGGUGGCCAAGCUGCUCGGCCUGCUGGGAUUGUUUGGGCUGGUGCUGGCGGGGGUUCUGGUCCCGGUGCGCCUCCUGCUGGCCGACCGCGACAAGGCGCACCGGUACCGCAGAGCUCUGUCGCUAGGCAACACGUUCGGCGGCGGCGUGUUCCUCGCAACGUGCUUCAACGCUCUGCUGCCCGCCGUCAGAGACAAGGUAACGUCUAUGGGGAGGUCGGUUGCUCCCAUUACGCCCCAUUGGACCGAAUAUGGUUGUAGUUCCACCAGAUGUCCCGCGGGGGGAUCACUAGCAAAUGCAACACGAAUGGGAGUCAAUGGAGCUAGACUCUAA
Etheostoma cragini (Arkansas darter) is the source of this 517-nucleotide messenger RNA. Its product is annotated as zinc transporter ZIP3-like. NCBI's taxonomy places the organism in Eukaryota, Metazoa, Chordata, Actinopteri, Perciformes, Percidae. The record is from RefSeq and is a predicted model, not a curated record. The transcript has 2 exons. The coding region runs from base 176 to 517 and encodes 113 amino acids.